CUACAAACGACACUGCAGGUUAAAACUACCUGGCCAAAAAGACAAGAGUCUGCUAGCUUCCUUAAGACCUUCCUUGGUAGGCUGAUCCCACAAAAGAACUGAGAAACACAGCCUGAGAUGGACAGCAGGAAUUGUAAAGUUAAUGCUCCUCUCCUAAGUCAAAGAUACCGGAGGAUGGUCACAAAAGAUGGCCACAGCACACUUCAAAUGGAUGGUGCUCAAAGAGGUCUUGUGUAUCUUCGGGAUGCAUGGGGAAUCCUAAUGGACAUGCGCUGGCGCUGGAUGAUGCUGGUCUUUUCUGCUUCUUUCGUUGUCCACUGGCUUGUUUUUGCAAUCCUCUGGUAUGCUGUAGCUGAGAUGAAUGGUGAUCUGGAAAUAGACCACGACGUCCCGCCUGAAAACCACACUAUCUGUGUGAAGCACAUCACCAGUUUCACAGCUGCGUUCUCCUUCUCUCUGGAGACACAACUUACAAUCGGCUAUGGCACCAUGUUCCCCAGUGGGGACUGUCCAAGUGCAAUCGCCUUACUUGCCAUACAAAUGCUCCUAGGCCUCAUGCUAGAGGCCUUUAUCACAGGUGCCUUUGUGGCGAAGAUUGCACGGCCAAAAAAUAGAGCUUUCUCAAUCCGAUUCACAGACUUAGCAGUUGUAGCUCACAAAGAUGGCAAACCUAAUCUUAUCUUCCAAGUGGCCAACACCCGGCCCAGCCCUCUGACCAGCGUUCGAGUCUCUGCUGUACUCUAUCAGGAAAGAGAAAAUGGUGAACUCUACCAGACCAGUGUGGACUUCCACCUUGAUGGCAUCAGUUCUGAGGAAUGUCCAUUCUUCAUCUUCCCGCUAACCUAUUAUCAUACUAUCACACCAUCAAGUCCUCUAGCUACCCUGCUCCAGCAUGAGACUCCUUCACACUUUGAAUUAGUUGUGUUCCUCUCAGCAAUGCAAGAAGGCACUGGGGAAAUCUGCCAAAGGAGGACAUCCUACCUACCCUCUGAGAUCAUGUUACAUCACCGAUUUGCAGCUCUAAUGACUCGAGGUUCCAAAGGUGAGUAUCAAGUCAAGAUGGAGAAUUUUGACAAGACUGUUCCUGAACAUCCAACUCCUGUGGUCUCUAAGAGUCCACAUAGGACUGACCUAGAUAUUCAUAUCAAUGGACAAAGCAUUGACAAUUUUCAGAUUGCUGAAACAGGGCUGACAGAAUAAGACUCAUCUACAUCAUCCUACUUCUUAAUGUAUUAAAUAUAUGCAGCCAGCUAUGCAGCUAUUUUCCUUUACUGUA
This is a messenger RNA of Rattus rattus (black rat), 1276 nucleotides long. RefSeq names its product potassium inwardly rectifying channel subfamily J member 13 (gene Kcnj13). Gene Ontology annotation, cellular component: plasma membrane. Bases 118 to 1200 code for a protein of 360 amino acids. The record is from RefSeq and is a predicted model, not a curated record. Gene Ontology annotation, molecular function: inward rectifier potassium channel activity. The transcript is spliced from 3 exons. Gene Ontology annotation, biological process: potassium ion import across plasma membrane; regulation of monoatomic ion transmembrane transport. Lineage: Eukaryota; Metazoa; Chordata; Mammalia; Rodentia; Muridae.